Molecule: messenger RNA, 855 nt
Organism: Aspergillus versicolor CBS 583.65
Lineage: Eukaryota; Fungi; Ascomycota; Eurotiomycetes; Eurotiales; Aspergillaceae
Exons: 3
Coding region: 115-735 (206 amino acids)
Source: RefSeq, a predicted model, not a curated record
CAGCUUUAUCAGGGCCCCAGGGGCAAGUGGCGAGACUUAAGGCAUGCUCUGCAUGGUUCGCACUUCAGGGAACCGCAGCACCGACUGGGAGAAUAAACAAGGCCGAAAUCUUAAAUGCAGGAGGCAUCCAGAGUUCGCAUCCGACGUUCCAGUGGAAAGCCUAUGUUUAGUGGAGUGGAGGGGCGAGGUGAGACAUGGCCUGCACUUAUCCUGGCAUCCCACAACACAGCAAGUCAACAACAAGAAAGAGGACGAUCGUUUUCCACUUCAAAGAACGGCGUCCUUUUCGCUGUCGACAGCCGGCCCGAGCUCGGACAUUGUGAGUGGAUCAUGAGGAGAAACUGGAGCAGAUGGAGGAUGGAAUAUUCCAAGCAGUUCUGUUCGGUAUCCGUCGUCCAACUUCAAGGACGAUCUUCUCACAAGCAAAUCGCACAAAACUAUAGACUCGGAGUGGUCCUUACAACUCUUCAAAAUCUCAGUCUAUCCGUCCAACAAUUCCUCGAUGGUCUAACGGUCUAUGAUUUCCGCUUGUCAAUCCUCUUUGAGGAACAAGCGCGGGAGACCUGGGUUCGACUCCCAGUCGGGGAGUGCUUUUUUUUUUCCGUCUUUCGACCACGUCCUUACUCGUAUAACGCCCGAUACCCACGCUCAUUCCAAACUACACUGCACCAUGGUUCCGGAGCCGAACAAACAUAUGAUGGGAUUGACAGGACUAUCGUGAUCAAACUCCGCUGAGCUGAAACACAGUACGAAAGGAUCAGGAUGUCGCUUGACAUCAUGAUCGUCACAGGUUAGACACGUUGAACGUCCAGUUCUAUUCUAAAAUAUAUAUUUUACUCCGUGACAUCUGCCCCU